AUGGGCUACAGAGAAUUCGAAAUCGCCGGCAAAACCUUAACCGUCUUUGAGCUCGAUGACGUCAGCAACUCCGCCACGGCCCGACCCCUAACCGGCUCAUGGAUUUGGGACUCGGCUUUGGUCCUGACCGAAUGGAUGGCCGAACAGGCCCAGCUCGACUUCACGUUUCAAGACAAAACCGUCAUCGAGCUCGGCGCCGGAGUCGGUCUACCCGGCUUAGCCGCGGCUCUACUCGGCGCGAAACGAGUCGUGCUCACUGACAUCGAAACGCUCUUACCGGGCCUGGUCAGGAACGUGGAGGCCAACGGGUUCGGAGACCGAGUCGAGGUAAGGGAACUCGUGUGGGGAUCGGACGAGUCCGAGGUGAGCGGACUCGGUGAGUUGGGGGGAGAGUUCGACCUGGUUUUGAUGUCGGACGUGUUUUUCGACGCGGAGGAAAUGGCGGCGCUAUCGAAGACGAUGAAGAAGGUGUGCGGGAAGAAGACGAGGAUAUGGGCGGCGAGCGAGGUGAGGCCGUGGACGGUUGAGUGCUUGAACGAGUUGACGAAGGAAGGGUUUGGACUCGUUGAGUUGCCUCGCGAGGUGGGUAAAGUUAGGUCGUCUUCGUUGUUGUUGGGAAAUGAGAGUUUCUUGGAGUUGGAUUCGUUCGCUAUAUUUCGUCUGAAACCACCUAAUCAAAAAGACGACGGUCACGUGACCGCCGUUGACCAUGCGUGCCCAAAAAUAGAAGAAGAAGAAGCAGAAGAUAGAUUGUGUUUUUGA
Molecule: messenger RNA, 762 nt
Organism: Ziziphus jujuba (common jujube)
Lineage: Eukaryota; Viridiplantae; Streptophyta; Magnoliopsida; Rosales; Rhamnaceae
Exons: 1
Coding region: 1-762 (253 amino acids)
Source: RefSeq, a predicted model, not a curated record